Molecule: messenger RNA, 1359 nt
Organism: Solea senegalensis (Senegalese sole)
Lineage: Eukaryota; Metazoa; Chordata; Actinopteri; Pleuronectiformes; Soleidae
Gene: pkn3
Product: protein kinase N3
Exons: 10
Coding region: 1-1077 (358 amino acids)
Biological process (GO): protein phosphorylation
Molecular function (GO): ATP binding; protein serine/threonine kinase activity
Source: RefSeq, a predicted model, not a curated record
AUGUCCAAAAAUGUGUCAAAAAGUGCGUCAGAAUUGUUGUUGACUGCAAAUCUUUGUGCUGUUUUCAGAGAUGAAGUUCUGACGAUAGAAGACUUCAGAUGUAUUUCAGUGCUGGGCAGAGGUCACUUUGGAAAGGUGCUGCUGGCCGAAUAUAAGAAGUCGGGUAAACUGUUUGCCAUCAAAGCUCUGAAGAAAGGAGACAUCGUGACACGAGACGAAGUCGACAGCCUCAUGUGUGAGCGCAGGAUCUUUGAAGUGAUCAACGCCUCGCGUCAUCCCUUCCUGGUGAACCUGCACGGCUGCUUCCAGACCGCGGACCACGUGUGCUUCGUGAUGGCGUACUCUCCGGGAGGAGACCUCAUGACGCACAUUCACACCAGCAUCUUCACCGAGAAGCAGACGUUGUUUUACUCGUCGUGUGUGUUGCUGGGUCUGGAGUUCCUCCACCAGAACCGCAUCGUGUACAGGGAUCUGAAGCUGGAUAACCUGCUGAUGGACGCGGACGGUUACGUCAGGAUCGCAGACUUUGGUUUGUGUAAAGAAGGUAUGGACCACGGCGAUCGCACCUCCACGUUCUGUGGCACGCCGGAGUUUCUGGCUCCCGAGGUUCUGACGGACAACAACUACACGCGCAGCGUGGACUGGUGGGGGUUCGGCGUCCUCGUCUAUGAGAUGAUGGUGGGGGAGUCGCCUUUCCCGGGUGAAGAUGAAGAAGAGGUGUUCGACAGCAUCGUCAACGACGACGUGCGCUUCCCUCGCUUCCUUUCUCCUCAGUCCGUGUCUCUCAUUCAGAAGCUGCUGCAGAAGAAUCCGGAGACGAGGCUCGGAGGCGGGGAGGAGGACGCCACGGGAAUCAAGAGACAGAAGUUCUUCCAGGGGAUGAACUGGGACGCUCUGCUGGCCAAGAAGCUGAAGCCGCCGUUCCUGCCCGCCAUCAAGGCGCCGCAGGAUGUCAGCAACUUUGACGAGGAGUUCACCCGCCUGAAGCCGGUGCUCACGUUGCCACGGACACCGUGCGUCCUCACCGCCGAGCAACAGGAGAUCUUUGCUGACUUUGACUUCUCCUUCAUGAGAUGAUGACGAGUCGUCGUCUUUGUACCAGUUCCUGCUUUUAUUUAUCGCCCAUCCAACUGACAACACUGCCUCUUCCCUGGACCACGUCCUCGACGUCUCUGUGGCGUCUCCUGCUCACGCUGGCAACAAAACUCUACCUUUUUCUAUUUAAUUAUAUAAACCUUUUAUAUCCGUCUCAUGUUGAUGAACGUAUAACAAAUAGACGCAGUUGAAUCAAACCCAGCCUGUUUAAGUGUAAACACAACAUGAAGGAAAUAUGAAUGAAUAAAUGUGACCUCUGCUGGA